AUGCCACGGGACAAUAGUCGAAGGAGGAAUCGGCAUCGACGACAAGAACUCAGUGAUUUCGAGCUUGCACAGCAGAAAGUAAGAGAACUAGAAGAACAACUUGCUGAAAAGGAUAUUCGCUUGAAAAAUGAGGCAAAGCAAUUGAAAAGAAAGUAUGGACUUAGUGUGAAUCCAGAGCAUGACGACUUAAGUCCAUCACCAUCAGAUGAACAUUAUGGACCACCUGUUAUGAUUGGAGUUCGAAGCGAUCGUUCAGGCGGUUCAAGCGAAAGAUCGGAUGACUCUUCUUUGAUUCGAAUCAACGAACCCAACCCUUAUAACGGCUCUCCUCCACGUUUCGAAUAUCCACAGAACUUCCGAAACUCCGGCUAUCAAUUUGACGGCCCACCAAUGGCGAACAACCCUGGUCUCUACGAUCGUCCACCAGAAUAUCAGACAUUUGAGCAUCUGGUCCCACCACAUCAGUUUUGUCAUGAAAACAUUGAUGUGAGAGUUGAUGAAAUGCCAAGAUGGCCAAUGCAAGAAUCACCCCAUAGUGAGGACUACGAUAUUCCGGAAGAGCCACGAUCUUUCUCGCCAACACCAAUUUGGAGACAUGAACAAGAUGUUCAAGUGGAGCCCAUGCCUAUUUUUCCAAUGGAUGGAGAAGACGGAGAGGAGCCUGCCGAGUUUCUUACCAAGAGAAACCGCGAGGAAAAGGUUCGUCUUCAGAUGAUCAUGAUUGCGCAGCAAGCAGAAGAAGCCGAAAGAGAAGCGAGACUAGCUCGUCACCUUCCACGAGCUUCAAGAAAAACGGAGAAAGAUAAAGAACUCGAAGAAAGUCGAAAAGCUCGGGAGACAGUAAGAGAGUAUCGUGAGAAAGCACUACAAGAAAUACGCCAAAAGGAGAAAGAGAAAGAUCUGAAAAGGCGAGAAAUUGAACGAGAGAAACGACAUGAAUUGAAAAGAAAACAAGAAGAUGCUGAAUUGGAGAAGAGGAAAUUAGAUAGAAUCAAACAAGAUAAUCUUCUGAAACAAGCAGAAUGUGAUGAAUUCUUCUUGAAAUACUUGACACCUGCAAUUGGAGCCAUCGAGUCUAAAUCAUCAAGAAUCGAGGGAAAAAAUCCAACGGAAUACGUUUCUAAAUGUCAUGCUGUCAAUAUACCUAAGGAACUCUUAUAUGGAUCCAAAAUUGGUGAAACGAGAGGAGACGGAUACAAAGGAGCGAUUAUGAACUACAUGGAAAAGCUCAUCGGUUUUGGUGUCAUCACAGAACAAACGCGUAAAUUGAUGAAGCGAAUCGAGAAGUUGCCAAAAUUCGUUGCUGAAUUGGUUGAGCCUUUGUGCAAUGAUAUUGCAAUAUAUGGCACCCAAAUCAGCGUGACCGACACUCGUGAUAUGAGAAGCAAAUUUGAAUCAUUCGCAAAGGAAAAAAGCACGGAGUUCUGGAACGAAGCGACAAACAAGAAGAAAUUGGCCGAUUUUCUGAAAAGAUACGAUAGGAAACGUUCUCGAUCUCGGGACCGGGAUCGUGAUCGUGAUAGGAAAAAAAACACAAACGAUCGGGAUCGAGUACGCCCCCAGAAGACACCAUCUCCAUCAAAUGAGGAAUCUCUGAAAAUGCUAUUCGCUACUGCUGGAAAUGGAAUCUCUCCAUUGACCUCCAAUUCCUCAAACUUGAAUUUGAAUACAAUUCCUGUUGUCAAUGGUCCUCCUGUCGUAAAUCACUACCUUUCACCACAAUCAACAAUUCCACCGCUUAUGUCCGUGUCGGUGGCUAAUAUGUCAGCUGCAAAUCAACAAUUCCCGCAAAUGAUGAAUCAAUUCAUGCAACCAUCUCAAACAUUCUACCCUCCACAACCGCAACAGUUCGAUACUCAACUUAUGAAUGGAUAUACUCAAUAUCAACAAACACAUGUAGCAAUGAUGCAUCAACAGAUGCCACAACAUCAACCCGAAUUUAUAUAUCAACUACCGCCCCCUCCACAACCGCCAGUUAUUCCGCCCAACUUGCCAACGAAUCGUGACGAUGAUGCAGAUCUAAUGGAUGAAAUAUUUACAUAA
Caenorhabditis remanei is the source of this 2043-nucleotide messenger RNA. RefSeq lists its product as uncharacterized. NCBI's taxonomy places the organism in Eukaryota, Metazoa, Nematoda, Chromadorea, Rhabditida, Rhabditidae. The record is from RefSeq and is a predicted model, not a curated record. The transcript is spliced from 6 exons. Bases 1 to 2043 code for a protein of 680 amino acids.